Cynara cardunculus var. scolymus (artichoke) is the source of this 3462-nucleotide messenger RNA. Its product is annotated as 26S proteasome non-ATPase regulatory subunit 1 homolog A-like. NCBI's taxonomy places the organism in Eukaryota, Viridiplantae, Streptophyta, Magnoliopsida, Asterales, Asteraceae. Gene Ontology annotation, cellular component: nucleus; proteasome regulatory particle, base subcomplex; proteasome complex. The coding region runs from base 121 to 3138 and encodes 1005 amino acids. The record is from RefSeq and is a predicted model, not a curated record. Gene Ontology annotation, biological process: regulation of protein catabolic process; proteasome-mediated ubiquitin-dependent protein catabolic process. The transcript is spliced from 13 exons. Gene Ontology annotation, molecular function: enzyme regulator activity.
UUUACAUCAGUCUCCUCCGGUAUCCAAAACCCUAACCUUGGAUCCAAACCUUCGUGUCUCCGUUGGAUACAAUCGAACUGAAUCGACGGUGAUUGUGUGCUGUUAUUGAACGGUGGAACUAUGGCGGCGACUAUGGUGAGUUCCGCUGGCGGUCUCUUGGCGAUGCUUAACGAGCCGCAUCCGUCUCUCAAGCUUCAUGCUCUCUCCAAUCUUAACGCCUUUGUUGACUACUUCUGGCCUGAGAUCUCAACUAGCGUUCCAAUCAUAGAGAGUUUAUACGAAGAUGAAGAGUUUGAUCAAAGACAGUUGGCUGCUUUACUUGUAUCGAAGGUAUUCUAUUACUUGGGAGAGCUUAAUGACUCGUUAUCAUAUGCCCUUGGAGCUGGCAGUUUAUUUGACGUUUCUGAGGAUUCAGAUUAUGUUCAUACUCUUCUAGCCAAAGCUAUUGAUGAGUAUGCAACUCUGAAGACCAAGGCAGCAGAAUCAAAGGAAGAAUCUUCAGAUGUGGACCCUAGGCUGGAAGCAAUAGUUGAGAGAAUGCUUGAUAAGUGCAUAACUGAUGGGAAGUAUCAACAAGCGAUAGGAAUGGCCAUUGAAUGCCGAAGGUUGGAUAAGCUUAAGGAAGCAAUUACAAAUAGUGAUAAUGUUCAUGCAACUCUGUCGUAUUGCAUGAAUGUAUCUCAUGCUUUUGUCAACCGGAGAGAAUAUCGGCGUGAGGUACUUCUUCUUCUUGUCAAAGUAUAUCAGGAUCUGGCGUCCCCAGAUUACUUGAAUAUUUGCCAGUGCCUUAUGUUUUUGGAUCAACCUGAGGGUGUUGCUAAGAUAUUAGAAAAACUUCUACGAUCUGAAAACAAGGAUGAUGCAAUGAUGGCAUUUCAAAUUGCUUUUGAUCUCAUUGAGAAUGAGCACCAAGCUUUUCUAUUGAGUGUGAGAGAUCGGCUGUCAAGUCCCAAGUUGAAACCUGAACAGCCAACUGCCAUCGAGACAGAUACUGCUCAAAGUGGAAAUCCAUCUGUGUCAGAAGACACUCAAAUGGCUGAUGAAACCCAAGCGCCUACUGCUAAUGUGCCUGAAACUGAUCCAUCUGAAGUCACCUAUGCUGAGAGGUUGACAAAAAUGAAGGGAAUUUUGUCUGGGGAAACUUCAAUACAGUUGACUCUCCAGUUUUUAUACAGUCAUAACAAGUCGGAUCUACUUAUUCUUAAGACGAUAAAACAAUCAAUUGAGAUGAGAAACAGCGUUUGCCACAGUGCAACUAUAUACGCAAAUGCACUUAUGCAUGCUGGAACUACCGUGGAUACGUUUUUAAGGGAUAAUCUGGAUUGGCUGAGCAGAGCCACAAACUGGGCUAAAUUCAGUGCAACAGCCGGGUUAGGUGUUAUACACCGAGGCCACCUGCAGCAGGGAAGAUCACUGAUGGCUCCGUACCUUCCUCAGAGCGGGUCCGGUGGUGGUGGUAGUCCCUAUUCUGAAGGUGGUGCCCUCUAUGCUUUGGGAUUAAUUCACGCAAACCAUGGAGAAGGCAUUAAACAGUUUUUACGUGAGAGUCUACGCAGUACAAAUGUUGAGGUUGUUCAGCAUGGUGCUUGCUUAGGUCUAGGCUUGGCCGCUUUAGGGACUGCCGAUGAAGAUAUUUAUGAUGAGAUAAAGAGCGUCCUCUAUACCGACAGUGCUGUUGCAGGUGAAGCUGCUGGUAUUAGCAUGGGUUUAUUAAUGGUUGGAACUGCAAGUGAGAAGGCAGCAGAGAUGUUGGUGUAUGCCCAUGAGACACAACAUGAAAAGAUCAUAAGAGGGUUAGCAUUAGGUAUUGCACUCACGGUUUAUGGACGAGAAGAAGAAGCAGACACCCUAAUUGAACAAAUGACUCGUGAUCAAGAUCCCAUACUACGUUAUGGGGGUAUGUAUGCAUUGGCAUUGGCAUACAGCGGAACCGCAAAUAAUAAGGCAAUCCGCCAACUACUGCAUUUUGCUGUAUCUGAUGUGAGUGAUGAUGUCAGACGGACUGCUGUUUUAGCCCUCGGGUUUGUCCUGUAUUCUGAGCCAGAACAGACACCACGUAUUGUCUCCCUGCUGUCUGAGUCCUACAACCCGCAUGUACGCUAUGGAGCAGCCAUGGCUGUUGGCAUUUCGUGUGCUGGUACUGGCCUAAGUGAGGCCAUAUCUUUGUUAGAACCUCUAACAUCAGACGUAGUUGAUUUUGUCCGUCAAGGUGCUCUCAUUGCAAUGGCUAUGGUGAUGAUCCAAAUCAGCGAAGCUAGUGACUCUCGUGUAGGGGCAUUCAGACGGCAAUUGGAAAAGAUUAUUCUGGAUAAACAUGAAGACACAAUGAGCAAGAUGGGUGCUAUUCUGGCUUCCGGGAUUCUCGAUGCAGGAGGCAGAAAUGUUACCAUUAAGCUGCUUUCCAAGACUAAGCAUGACAAAAUUACUGCAGUUGUUGGCCUUGCGGUUUUCAGCCAAUUUUGGUACUGGUAUCCACUCAUAUACUUCAUUAGCUUAGCUUUCUCCCCCACAGCUUUAAUUGGACUGAACUAUGACUUGAAAGUACCAAGAUUUGAAUUCUUAUCUCAUGCCAAACCAUCAUUGUUUGAGUACCCUCGGCCCACGACCGUACCCACCGCCACAUCAGCUGUGAAACUCCCGACUGCUGUUUUGUCCACAUCAGCAAGAGCCAAGGCUAGAGCCAAUAAGAAGGAGGCUGAAAAAGCUAAUGCUGAAAAGUUAUCUGGUGCUGACUCAUCUGCUGCCUCGGGUUCUGGCAAGGGGAAAUCUUCUGGUGAAAAGGACGCAGACUCGAUGCAGGUUGAUAGUCCUGCUGCCGAUAAGGAGAAGAAGGCCGAACCUGAACCAACUUUCGAGAUUUUGACCAACCCUGCAAGGGUGGUCCCCGGUCAAGAGAAAUUUAUUAAGUUCUUAGAAGACAGUAGAUAUGCUCCGGUGAAGGCAGCUGCAUCCGGUUUCGUUCUCUUGAAAGACCUUCGCCCAACCGAACCAGAAGUAUUGGCUCUGACCGAUGCACCCACAUCAACAACAUCAGCGGCUACAGCCACAGCAGCAGCAACUGCACAACCAGGGUCAACUGCAGCCAUGGCGGUGGAUGACGAACCUCAGCCACCCCAACCCUUUGAAUACAGCACAUGAUCACAUCUCGGUUUGCUUUAUUUUAUCUGACUUCCUGCCUGCAAGUUGUUGGUGUGAUAUUUGCAUCCGUUGAGCUGAUACACGGGAUUUAAGUCCGAUCUGAUUGGCUACAUUUCAGGGAUUAAUGAAUCAGAAACUGAUCGAUGUAAUUCUUAAGAGCGGUCGAUGUAUAAUGUGGUGAGGUCGGACAAGGACUUAGUGUGUUUGUUUAGUUUUAUAACGACUGUUUAUUUCCUGGUAGAGUCUAAAAUCACUUAGUUUUGUACUUUUGUCAAAAUGACCAACCAACUUGAUCAAUUUUAUUGAAGUAUGAUGCUCUUUGCA